Messenger RNA from Aspergillus terreus NIH2624, 1113 nucleotides. Its product is annotated as alkene reductase. The record is from RefSeq and is a predicted model, not a curated record. Gene Ontology annotation, molecular function: NADPH dehydrogenase activity; FMN binding. The transcript has a single exon. NCBI's taxonomy places the organism in Eukaryota, Fungi, Ascomycota, Eurotiomycetes, Eurotiales, Aspergillaceae. The coding region runs from base 1 to 1113 and encodes 370 amino acids.
AUGGGAGACUCCAAGCUUUUCAGUCCCCUUACGCUGGGACCUUGCCACCUUCAGCACCGACUGGUCAUGGCUCCUCUGACCCGGUUACGGGCAAAUGACUUCUUCGUCCAGCUCCCUUUCGUGAAGCAAUACUAUGGCCAGCGGGCCUCCACUCCCGGCACUCUCAUCGUUGCCGAGGCCACAUCGAUUAGUGCUCGGGCCGUUGGAUUCGCAAAUACGCCGGGUAUCUGGAGCGCAGACCAGAUCGCGGCUUGGAAAGAAAUCACGGACUGCGUGCACCAAAAGCGCUCCUUUAUCUUCUUACAGCUGUGGUCGUGUGGACGGGCCGCCGAACAGGAGGUUAUUGACAAGGAGGGCAUCGAUUAUGUGUCCAGCAGCGCCACGCCCGUAGAGCCCAAUGGCCCAUGCCCUCGUCCCCUCACAGAGGAGGAAAUUCGCGGCUAUAUUGAGGACUAUGCGCAGGCUGCCCGGAAUGCCAUGGCAGCUGGGUUCGAUGGGGUGGAACUACACGGAGCGCACGGGUUCUUGAUAGACCAAUUCAUCCAGGAGACCUGCAAUAAGCGAACGGAUAAAUGGGGUGGCAGCAUCGAGAACAGAUCUCGUUUCGCGCUUGAAGUAGCCAAGGCCGUCGUGGAUGUGGUGGGUGCGGAUCGGGUUGGCAUCAAACUCAGCCCGUGGGCCGAGGAAUUCGGCAUGAAGCUGAGCCGGGAUGUCAUUCCACAGUUCGAGUAUCUCAUCAGCCGCCUGUCUGAGAUGGGUCUCGCCUAUCUGGCCUUGUCGAACCCCAGGUGGGAAGAGGGCAACCUCCUGGACGGUGAAGAAUACAACAACGGUAUCUUCGUUCGUGCCUGGGGACCAUCGAGACCUGUCAUCCUGUGCGGAGGGUAUUCCCAGGCUUCUGCUCAACAGGCUGUCGACGAGGAAUAUGCUGCAUACGACGUUUUGAUUGCAUUUGGUCGCUACUUCAUCUCGACUCCCGAUCUACCAUACCGAUUGAAGAGAGGGUUGGAGUUCAGCAAGUAUCACCGGGAGUCGUUCUAUACCCCCUGCGCCGAGAAAGGGUAUAUUGACUAUCCUUUCAGCGAGGAGUUCCUGGCUGAAUGUAUUAUUUGA